AUGACAGUUUUGGAACUUUCAAGCCCAUCAACUGGAUUUGUCGACACCAUCUCACAAUCUCCACUUUGCCGACAAAUCUCUUCCUCUUCUCUCCUGAGACGAAAUCUCCCCGGCGUCGUCACCUCCGGUUUCACCACCGGUCUUAGAACUUGCCGCCGUCAUGAUUCAUCAUUUGGGAAAAAUGAAUCGACCGUCUCUCUUGCUUUCUCCGCCUCCACCAGCGAGAUCGCAAUCAACUCCGGCAACACCGCCGGUCAUCUCCGCUGCCAUCUCUACCGGCGACAGCUUCCGAUACCGCCGCUCCCACUCCAGAUUUACCACCGGUUGUGGAGCUCGGCUCCAUCAUCACGAUUCAUCAACUUGAAGAUGAAUCGUUUUCUCCGCCUCUGCAUGUGGUUGCCGCGACCAACUCAGGCUUCACCGCCGACCGUUUCCGCUGCCACCACCACAGGCGAUAAUCUCUGCAGUUGA
Messenger RNA from Microthlaspi erraticum, 471 nucleotides. The record is from the annotation of a GenBank genome assembly. Lineage: Eukaryota; Viridiplantae; Streptophyta; Magnoliopsida; Brassicales; Brassicaceae.